AUCAGCUGUUCCCUUGAAUCAAUCCGCAGUUGGGCACGCACUCACGUAGCUCUAAAAUCUGAAAACCUCUGUAAAAAUUCCCUUUAACUUAAGUUGACUGAAAGCAACAAAAAAAAACCGAAAGAAAGAUGAGCCCAAUCAGUGCGGAAGACAAACUGAACUACGUGAAGUCAAAGAUUGGAGAGUAUCCAAACUUCCCGAAGGAGGGCAUUCUAUUUCGCGACAUUUUUGGAGCCCUCACCGAUGCUAAGGCCUGUGUUUAUCUGAGGGAUCUGCUCGUAGAUCACAUCCGGGAAAGUGUUCCCGAGGCGGAGAUUAUCGUGGGACUGGACUCGCGGGGUUUCCUCUUCAAUCUCCUCAUAGCCACUGAGUUGGGUAUAGGAUGUGCCCCGAUCCGAAAGAAAGGAAAGCUGGCCGGUGACGUGGUUUCCGUGGAGUACAAGCUGGAAUAUGGAAGUGACACGUUCGAGCUGCAAAAAUCCGCCGUCCAGCCUGGUCAGAAAGUCGUAAUCGUAGAUGAUCUACUAGCCACAGGUGGUUCCUUAAAAGCUGCCUCCGAAUUAAUCCGCAAAGUAGGUGGCAUUGUCGUGGAAAGUCUGGUAGUUAUAGAACUUGUUGGCCUGGAGGGUAGAAAAAAGCUGGAUGGAAAAGUACAUUCCCUCAUCAAAUACUAAGAACAAAUCAAGUUGUGACUAAGACCUUCCACAUUUGCAUUUACAUAUUACCUCUCAUUGGGGCUUUUCAAUAAGCGAAUUUGUAAAACAACUUUUAAAUGUUAACAUUUUAUGAAAAAGAACGCUAUUUUUGUAAUGGAAUAUAUUUGGAAUUGAUAACAGAAGCUUUUAAUCUAUCAAUUGUACUUGUAAGUUAGGUCAUUCAACUUGGAGCUGAUAAGAUUGAUUAAAAAAGGGAAAUUUAA
Messenger RNA from Drosophila rhopaloa, 919 nucleotides. RefSeq names its product adenine phosphoribosyltransferase (gene Aprt). Gene Ontology annotation, cellular component: cytoplasm. The record is from RefSeq and is a predicted model, not a curated record. Gene Ontology annotation, molecular function: adenine binding; AMP binding; adenine phosphoribosyltransferase activity. Gene Ontology annotation, biological process: adenine salvage; AMP salvage. Lineage: Eukaryota; Metazoa; Arthropoda; Insecta; Diptera; Drosophilidae. The coding region runs from base 129 to 674 and encodes 181 amino acids. The transcript is spliced from 3 exons.